AUGAAUUUAUCGUUACAAGAUCCAUUCUCAGUAGCGAAAGAAUUUCCUGAAACAUUAAAUAACACGUUAAAUUAUGGCCAUUCAGUAUGCAUACAGUUCAACCACAAGGGCGAUUACUUAGCCUCUGGAUUAUCUGAUGGAUCAAUUGCAAUUUAUGACAUGGUCUCUAGUGGAGUUAUUGCCCAUUUAAAAGAGAACAGUCAUAUACGACCAAUUACGUCUAUAAGCUGGUCUAAAUGUGGAAGAUAUUUAUUGACCAGUUCUCAAGAUUGGUGGGUCAAAUUAUGGGAUUUACAAUAUGUGAAUAAUAAUAAUGAUGAAAGUGGGGAUAUACAAAGUCCAGUGAUUAGACAAAUUAAAUUUGAUGGUCCUAUUUGGCUGGCUAGUAUGCAUCCUGAAAAUCAUUUUAUUUUUACAGCAUCGUUAUUUGAAGAUUCUCCCGUGUAUGUUGAUUUGAACCAAAAGGGGAACUCACCAAAAGUUAUAACACUAGAGACAAUACCGUUAGAGGAGAAUAAUCAAGAAGUUGUCGAUGAUGAUGACGAAGAAAAUCGACGUAAGAGUGCUAAGCGGAGAAAGAAAGAUGAGAAACAUACAACUUUGGUCUCUAUAUUUACUCAUGAAGGGAAUUAUAUCUUUUCCGGUACCAGUAAAGGAUGGUUGAAUAUAUUUGAUGUUAAUGACAAUUGCAAACAAGUACAAUCGAUAAAAUUAUCCAAUUCCAAUAUUAAAAAUCUCAUGAUAUCUUCUAAUGGCAGGAAACUAGCGAUCAAUUCAUCUGAUAGAGUGAUACGCCAGAUCAAUUUACCGCCAGAUUUAAUCAAUAUUGAUGAUAUAAGUGAGUUGGAAUUUGAAAUUGAACACAAGUAUCAAGAUGUUGUUAAUAGAUUACAAUGGAAUUCAGUUACAUUUAACCACAAUGGGGAUUUCUUAGUUGCCUCAACUCAUGGACAAUCAUCACACGAUUUAUAUAUUUGGGAAACCUCGAUGGGAUCGUUAGUUAAAAUCUUGGAAGGCUCAAAUGAAGAGUUGAUUGAUGUGAAAUGGGACUAUUCACGAUGUACUAUUGGAUCAAUUGGAUUAGAUAGUGGAGAAGUAUACCUUUGGUCUGUUUCAUUUCCACAGAAAUGGAGUGCUUUGGCACCAGAUUUUGUUGAAAUCGAGGAGAAUAUUGAGUAUGUUGAAAAAGAAGAUGAAUUUGAUAUUAUAGAUGAAGACGAGUUGCAUAAAAAACGAUUAGAGGAAGAAGAUUUCCUUGUUGAUGUGAUAUCCAAAGAGGUUACCGAUGCUAGAGGGUUUGAUAUAACACAAGAAUCAUUUCUUAUACCUAUUAAUUAUGAAAAGAACUUGUAUGAUUAA
Molecule: messenger RNA, 1359 nt
Organism: Candida tropicalis MYA-3404
Lineage: Eukaryota; Fungi; Ascomycota; Pichiomycetes; Serinales; Debaryomycetaceae
Gene: SWD1
Product: COMPASS subunit protein
Exons: 1
Coding region: 1-1359 (452 amino acids)
Cellular component (GO): Set1C/COMPASS complex
Molecular function (GO): protein binding
Source: RefSeq, a predicted model, not a curated record